Messenger RNA from Maniola jurtina (meadow brown), 1122 nucleotides. RefSeq names its product transport and Golgi organization protein 11 (gene Tango11). The record is from RefSeq and is a predicted model, not a curated record. Lineage: Eukaryota; Metazoa; Arthropoda; Insecta; Lepidoptera; Nymphalidae. The transcript is spliced from 5 exons. Bases 136 to 813 code for a protein of 225 amino acids.
CUCAACUGUCACUGUCAGUGAAUCUUCGACGACGACUUCAUUCAGUGGGUUUCAGUUUCUAAUUUUCAUUCUUCAAUUUACCUACGGUUUUCCAGCUGAAUGCCUUGUUGAGAAGCUUCUUUAUUCUUUAAUAAAAUGCAAUACCCAUCCGACGAGUCAUACACUCGGCUUAUAAGCCAUAACAUGACAGUGCCACAUAGGAUAAAGGCAACUGGGGAUAUAGUUGAUGAGGACAAUCUCCCUAAUGGACUAGUAUCAGGAUGGGAUUAUGCCAAUGAGAAGUUUGAUAUGAAGGUUCCUGAACGAAUCCUUGUUGUGGGACAAGACCAGCACUUAGGUACCAAAGCUCCUCCAAGAGAGAUUCAACUUGACAAUGCAGUUUUACCAACUGACCCUGGCAUGAUCAGAGUGAGCACUCCUCCUCGUGUUAUAACCCUGGAUCAGCACUACUUUCCUUCAGCUGAUGACUUUCCAGCAGAGCUGGCUAAUUCUCCUCCGAGAAGCAUUCGACCCAUGCGUUCUUUGGGUGAUGGAGCAAGAUCCACUACACCACAUCCUGACCAGUUCAAUGAAUCUACCAUGACUGAAUCACGAUUAGUUCUAAGAGAUCCAACACCACCAAUGGGUAAUGGAGAGGGACUUUCUGCAUCUGAAGAGCUGGUGCAUUUACGAAGGCAGAUUGUUAAACUGAAUCGCCGUGUAAUGGCUAUUGAGGCAGAACAGCUGCAAAGACAGCAAAAAGAAAAAAUUGCUUAUGCAAUAAGUAUUGCUUACUUAUUGUUCAAAGUGAUUGCUUGGCUGAAUAGAUCUUAAUUUUUUUAAUAGUAGAUUAAAUUUAAGAUGAAGUUUUUCUCUAAUAUAUAUAUAACUUCAUGAAUUUCUUUGAUUGGUGAUCAACACAUAAAUGGCAAACCAUGAAUAGUGGCCACUCCCAUUUAUAUUGUAGAAAGUAUGGAAAUGUGGAAGUGUUAAUGAUUUGUAAAUUGUCAACCAUCUUAGAACAUAGGUACAUUUUUAUAUUGUAAUGAUUUAUGACCAUUUCUUGUACAGUGUGAAGUAUAUUGUUGAUGUUCUACAAUUCCCUUAGCAAUAUUGAAAACCUGGAUGAAUUGUUACAAAGUU